This is a messenger RNA of Rosa chinensis, 2707 nucleotides long. RefSeq names its product disease resistance protein RUN1-like. Gene Ontology annotation, molecular function: ADP binding; protein binding. NCBI's taxonomy places the organism in Eukaryota, Viridiplantae, Streptophyta, Magnoliopsida, Rosales, Rosaceae. Bases 92 to 2707 code for a protein of 871 amino acids. The record is from RefSeq and is a predicted model, not a curated record. Gene Ontology annotation, biological process: defense response; signal transduction. The transcript has 6 exons.
CGAGGUAAUUAAUACUGCCCUGCAGAUUUCCUUGGAUCAGAGUACCAUAGUGUGGUUAUUAAUAUGGCUUCUUCUACUACUGCUGCUGCUCAUGCUCUCCCUCAAGACAAGUAUGAUGUCUUUCUUAGUUUUCGUGGUACAGACACGCGCCAGAAGUUUACCAGCUAGCUAUCUUUAUUAUGCUUUAAAGGAGAGGAAAAUUGAUACCUACAUGGAUGAUAGACUUAAGAGAGGAGAUGAAAUUGAACAUGCCCUGAUGGAAGCAAUUGAGCAAUCAAAGAUUUCGAUAAUUGUUUUCUCGGAAGACUACGCCUCUUCUAGGUGGUGCUUGGAUGAACUUGUGCAUAUACUGAAAUGCAAGCAAAGAUAUGGAAGGAUUACUGUACCAGUAUUUUACGAAAUAGAUCCAUCAAAUGUAAGGAAACAAGAGGGGAGUUAUAAACAAGCAUUUGGAAGACAUGGAGAAGUUUUCAAGAACUACAUGGGCAAAGUGCUCAUUUGGAGGAAAGCUGUGUCAACUGCAGCUAAUCUGUCUGGGUUUCAUUCAAAAAAUUUCAGCCCGGAGCAUGCAUUGGUUGAGACAAUUGUCAAAGAUAUUUUGAUGAAAUUGACGAGUUAUAAAUUGAAUCGCAACUCGUCAACUAAUAUGAGGGAUCUCUUUGGGAUUGAUAUUCAGAUUCAACAAAUUGAAUUGUUGUUAUCUAUUCAUACACAAGAUGUUCCGAUUCGCAUUGUAGGUAUUUGGGGCAUGGGUGGUAUCGGAAGGACCACCCUUGCUGAUGAGGUAUUUCACCGACUCUCUUCUAAAUUCGAUUCUUGUUCGUUUCUUACAAAUGUCAGGGAAGAGUCAGAGAAAUACGGAAUAUAUCAUGUGCGAAAUAAACUUCUUCGUGAGUUAUUAAGGGACGAAAGCCUAAAUAUUGGCUCUCCAUCUAUAGGGUCACAUAUUAUAGAGAGGUUGUCCCGUACGAAGGCGCUCGUUGUUCUAGAUGAUGUGAACGAUUCAAGCCAAUUAGAAGUUUUACUUGGAGAUCACGUUGGGUUUAGCUGGGGAAGUAGAAUCAUUAUAACCUCUAGAGAUAGGAGCUUAUUGAAAGAAAAAGUGGAGGAUGAACAUAUAUACCCGGUGAAGGGGUUGGAGAUUAAUGAUGCUCUUAAGCUUUUUCAUCUGAAAGCUUCCAAAGAUGGCUUUCCCAAAACAGAUUGUUCGGAUUUGUCAAGAAGAGCGGCAGAGAUUUGUAAUGGUGUGCCAUUAGCUCUUAAAGUUUUGAAUCCCUUAUUUCGUCAUUGCAAUACCAGAGAAGAUUGGGAAGAUGAAUUGAAGAGGUGGCAAGACUUUCCGAACAAAAAAAUUGAGGAUGCGUUGAGACCAAGUUAUAAUGGAUUACAAGAGGAUGAGAAGGGAAUAUUUCUUGAUAUUGCAUGUUUUUUUAAAGGGGAAAAGAGAUGGAAGGCAGAAAGAAUGUUAAAAAUGCACGGGUUCUCUGCACGGAGGGGAAUUGAUGUUCUCAUCAAUAAGUCUCUCAUAUCAAUUUCAGGCGACAAUCAUCUAGAGAUGCAUGAUUUGCUGCAAGAAAUGGGUCAGUCCAUCGUUCAUGAACAAUGCACUCAUAACCUUGGAAAACGCAGCAGGUUGUGGAAUGCCAAGGAUGUCUAUCAAGUACUGAAAAAUAGGAUGGGAACUACAAAACUCCAAGCCAUACAUUCAGACAUAUCUACCAUUCCGGAGUUACCACUGAAUCCUGACACCUUCAAAAAUAUGCACAAUCUAAGGUUGCUAAAAUUUUCUGCACAGCCAAAUGUGGACAACAAAGUGCACCUUCCUGAAGGUCUCGAGUCUUUUCCUGAAGAACUUAGAUAUCUAUAUUGGGAGAGAUACCCUUCUGAAUCUUUACCAUCAGAAUUUUCUCCACACAAUCUAGUCGAGCUUCACAUGCCCAAUGGCAAAGUUAAGAAGCUUUCGCAUAAUGGUCAGAAAUUUGGGAACUUGAAAAGGUUGAAUCUUAGAGAUUGCCAACACCUGACUGAAGUUCCGGAUUUCUCUCAGUGUCCAAAUAUUGAAAAAUUAGUUCUUACCGGUUGUACAGGUUUGGUUAAACUGUAUGUUAAAAAGUUUGACAAGCUUACUACUUUGAAACUUGCAAGCUGCCGGAGUCUUAAAUUUUAUCCAGAGAUACCAUGCAAUGUACAACACUUAAAUUUGUCUUCCUCUAAGCUGACUGAAGUUCCCGAUCUCUCUCGGUGUCCAAAUAUUGAGAAAUUAUAUUUGUAUCGUUGUGCGAAGUUGGUUCAACUUCCUGAUGGAUAUCUUAAACAUCUUGCCAAGCUUACUACUCUUAAUAUGGCAGACUGCUCAAGUCUUAUAAUUUCUCCUCAGAUACCAUGCAGUUUACGAAUCUUAGAUUUGUCUUCCUGCUGUCAACUGACUGAAGUUCCUGAUCUCUCUCAGUGUCCAAAUAUUGAGGCAAUAGAUCUCUGUUGGUGUACAAGUUUGGUUCAAGUCCCCAAAUCUUUUAUGAAAAAUCUUGACAAGCUUACUCGUUUGGAGCUGGCAGGGUGCUCUAGUCUUAAAGCUUCUCCUGAGUUACCACGCAAUUUGCGACAAUUGGAUUUGUCUUCUUGCUCUCAACUGACUGAAGUUCCUGAUCUCUCUCGGUGUCCAAAUGUUGAGGAAAUAGAUCUCUCUGGCAAAAUGCUCGAGUCUUAA